UUUACUGUUUGUUCUCUGGGUGUUGCUUUUUAAACAUUGUUCUUGGUGUGUGAGGCAGUUAGCCUGUCAUUUGGACAAGAGGAAAGGUAGUUUUCCCCCCUCUAAACCCUUUCCUGAAGGUGAAGAUAAUUUUUGUUUCUUGCAAGGGCAAUUUGACUGGGUCGCUUUUUUGUUUUUAUUUUCUGGGUUGCCCUUUGUAGAAUUUCUCCUUUGGUCCUUCACUCCGCCUGCCUCUUCUCAGCUAUUGCUGCAAGUGAAGCAGAGCAAUGCCUUAUACCUACCAGGAUCCCAGCCCACAGGCUCCUUCUGUGCCCCAAAGUGCCUGUGCCACGCAUUCCAGUGGCCACACAUACAAGGAGCUGAAGCUUGAAUGCCAACAGAAGGGGACCCUCUUUGAGGACUGUGAUUUCCCAGCCAACGACUCUUCCCUAUUCUACAGUGAGAAACCACCAGUCCCCUUUGUGUGGAAAAGACCAGGGGAAAUUGUUAAAGACCCACAGUUUAUCCUUGGAGGAGCCACAAGAACUGACAUUUGCCAAGGAGAACUUGGUGAUUGUUGGCUGUUAGCAGCUCUAGCAUCUCUUACUCUUAAUGAAAAAGUAUUAGCCAGAGUUGUGCCACAGAAUCAAGAUUUUGGGCCAGGUUAUGCCGGAAUAUUUCAUUUCCAGUUUUGGCAGCACAAUGAAUGGCUGGAUAUUGUUAUUGAUGACCGCUUGCCCACUUUCAAAGACCGUUUGGUUUUUCUGCACUCAGCUGAUCUCAAUGAAUUCUGGAGUGCAUUGUUGGAAAAAGCCUAUGCCAAGCUGAACGGCAGUUAUGAAGCUCUAAAAGGUGGAAGUUCAAUUGAAGCCAUGGAAGACUUCACUGGUGGAGUUGGAGAAACAUUUGAAGUUAAAAAGGCUCCAAAAAAUUUCUAUGAAUUCUUACAGAGAGCUCUUCAGAGAGGCUCAAUGGUGGGCUGUUCUAUUGAUAUCAGCAGUGCAGCUGAGUCAGAAGCUCGAACCCCAUAUGGUCUCCUAAAAGGUCAUGCAUAUUCAGUAACUGGUCUUGAUGAGGUCAACUACCAAGGGCGGACAGUGAAGCUCAUUCGAGUUAGGAAUCCAUGGGGCAAAGUGGAAUGGAAUGGUGCCUGGAGUGACAACUCCUCUGAGUGGCAUUCCAUCAGCGCAUCAGAGAAACAACAGUUGCAUCAUGCAGCGUUAGAUGAUGGAGAGUUCUGGAUGAACUUUGAAGAUCUCCUGUCUCAUUUUGACAAAGUUGAAAUCUGUAACCUCACACCUGAUGCCCUUGAAGAUAAUGCUAUUCAUAAAUGGGAGGUGUCAGUUCACCAAGGCAGCUGGGUCAGAGGUUCCACUGCUGGAGGGUGCCGGAAUUUCAUAGAAACGUUUUGGACCAAUCCCCAGUUCAAGCUCCAGUUAACAGAAAAAGAUGAGGGUCAGGACGAGUGCACAUUUAUAGCAGCCCUAAUGCAGAAAGAUCGCCGUAAACUCAAGAAACUUGGAGCUGAAAUGCUAACAAUAGGAUAUGCUAUCUAUGAGAGUCCCAAUAAAGAUGAACACUUGACAAAGGAGUUUUUUCGCUAUCAUGCAUCCAAAGCCAAGAGCAAAACCUAUAUCAACUUAAGGGAAGUUUCUGACAGAUUUGCGCUACCACCUGGGGACUACAUUAUUGUUCCAACCACAUAUGAGCCACAUCAGGAGGCUGAUUUCUGUCUAAGGGUUUUUUCUGAAAAGAAAGCAGUUACAGAGGAGAUGGAUGGAAAUGUCAACAUUGAUUUGCCAGAGAUUCCUGAACCAACACAACCCCAAGAAGAAACAGAAGAAGAAAAGCAGUUCCGGGACUUGUUUAAGCAGAUUUCAGGACCGGACAUGGAGAUCAAUGCAGAGGAACUUGAAUAUAUUCUGAAUGCUGUGUUGAAAAAAACAGGCAACAUCAAAUUCAAGAAAAUAAGCCUUCUGUCAUGUAGAAAUAUCAUUUCCUUAAUGGAUUCCAGUGGGAAUGGAAAACUGGAAUUCAACGAAUUCAAAAUUUUCUGGGACAAACUGAAGAAGUGGAUUAGCCUCUACCUUCAUUUUGAUUCUGAUCAGUCCGGCACAAUGUCUUCCUACGAACUUCGCCUUGCUUUAAAAGCAGCAGGAUUUCAGCUCAAUAACUAUCUGCUGCAGCUGAUUGUAUUAAGAUACUCUGAUGACCAGCAUCAGAUUGAAUUUGAUGACUUCUUAAACUGCCUAAUUCGCUUGGAAAAUGCAAGCAGAGUAUUUGAGGCAUUGCAUGUGCAAAACGAAGAUUUCAUUAACCUUCAUAUAAAUGAGUUUAUCAAUUUGACUAUGAACAUCUGAAGGCCUCAAAUAUGGAUUUCAGCCAGUCUCCAACA
This is a messenger RNA of Candoia aspera, 2374 nucleotides long. It is a transcript of the gene CAPN9, whose product is annotated as calpain 9. The transcript has 20 exons. Gene Ontology annotation, biological process: proteolysis. The record is from RefSeq and is a predicted model, not a curated record. Bases 267 to 2339 code for a protein of 690 amino acids. Gene Ontology annotation, cellular component: cytoplasm. Lineage: Eukaryota; Metazoa; Chordata; Lepidosauria; Squamata; Candoiidae. Gene Ontology annotation, molecular function: calcium ion binding; calcium-dependent cysteine-type endopeptidase activity.